Gadus morhua (Atlantic cod) is the source of this 2317-nucleotide messenger RNA. RefSeq names its product transmembrane protein 255B. The record is from RefSeq and is a predicted model, not a curated record. The transcript has 9 exons. Bases 296 to 1246 code for a protein of 316 amino acids. NCBI's taxonomy places the organism in Eukaryota, Metazoa, Chordata, Actinopteri, Gadiformes, Gadidae.
GUACAGAAAGUGGUUGCCCCUGGCUGAACUUCAGUAUCGUUGCUUCCCUGAAGUAUGAUACCUGAUUGUCUCAGGAUUUAUGUUAUUGGCACGCCGUUCUGAAUGUAGGACUCUUUCGACAUCUUUACCCUGCAUAUUGCGCGCACCGUCUCGCCUGACGAACGCGCCCACCUAUUUAACCGCUCAGCCAAUCCCGUGUGAGAUGUCAGAGAAGGUUAGCAAUCGGCAAUAAAGCACGUGCAUCACUAUAUGAGAGGAGAUAGCAGGCUGGGGUUGGUAGUGUUCAAAGACGCGGAUGGACCUAAUGUCGCUGAACAUGAAUAAUGACAUGAACCGAGAGGCGGAGGUACAGGUCAAUUCCGCAUCCAAGCGCAUUCGAACAGAGGUGAAGGCCAGGAGGGCUCUGUGGUUGUCAGUGGGCAUGCUGUGUCUCUCUCUGCUGCUGGUCGUGCUGGGCAUCUACACCACCACCCGCACAGAGAGCUUGAGCAUCACAGGGUACUUCUCUGGAGCCAUUUUGGCGUUUGGAUCGUUCCUAGGGGUUCUCGGGCUCUGCCUUGAAGAGAAUCGAAAACAGCUGCUGACGGCGGCCAUUGUUUUCCUGAGCUUGGGAAUCAUUGCGGCCUUUCUGUGUCUGGUGAUAGACGGCGUCUUCAUCGUCUUCAACAUGGAUAUUCGACCUUUAAAAGCUGGAAGGUGUCAGUUCUACACCAGCGGCAGCAGCUAUAUCUAUGAAAACUACCAUGCCUCUGUUCCCUGCAGAAACCUGGAGGAGUCCUGCAGUGUGACUAUACGCAGUGGCACCUGCUACUGCUGUGAUCUGUAUGACUGUGCCAAUGGCGGCUUCCUCAACAACUACUAUGAGUUUGUUGGAGUGCGAGGCUGCCAAGACGUGCUGACCCUUUACAUCCUCAUCUGGACCCUGACUAGCCUCAACCUGGUGGCCUUCAUCACGGGCAUAGUGACCGCAGCAGUGCUUGGCAGCGUGAAAAGCCCGACCAGCUACAGGCCAGUGACCCAGUCUUCAGAGGACCGAACGUCUUCUCCUACCGCUCCACUGCUGCUUAGUGACAACCCACACUCGACACAGCCUCUGCACCUGGGAGGCUCUCUGUACCCCUCUUUGGGGUCAGGUAGGGUCACUCCUCAGAGUGAUCCGUCCUCUCCGCUGGAGACCAACCCCCCUCCGUUCGCUCCUCUGGCCAGCCGGCUGCGCUACGCGGCCCAGCAGGGCUUCCCAGGCUGAGGCAUGCCACGGCCCUCUGGCCGGCCCUCACCUACUGGGGAACAUCUGCUUCAUAAUGGGAUUCGAGCAUUCGGCGUAAAAGUGAGAUAAGGGAAAUAAUGUUAUGAUGAAUAUACUGGAGCAUGGUGGGGUUUAUGAUUAACAGUGUGUUGCAUUAAGCUUAUCGGGAAAUAGAGGAGAGAGGGGAGGGCGGGAAUGAGGGCGAUCUCUUUAAGAUCCUUCCAAUAACAGCAUGAAGUUUUGUGUGAUUGCCUUAUAAUGCCGUUUAACUCACGCAAGGCAUGGGGAGCAAGCCAUUGCUAACUGCCAUUUAUUUCAAUGGUAUAUAGUAUUGCAGUACUUAUUUUACUGUUGGACCUCUUAAUAAUGCCAUAUACAGAGGGAGAGUUCAGUUAUCUAAACACUUGGACACUGUACGAGAGAGUAGAGGGUUAUGAUGAAGAAGGCUCCAGUUUUACCACUAUGAGACAUGAACGUUGACAGGGUAAAUAGUCUCCUGAAUCAAUCACUGAAUGGUUGUCACGCAUGGGAUAACAAAUUCUAUUUACAAUUUAAAUAACUACAUGAAUACUGUUGCUGUUAUUUCAAUUAUGCAUUUGGAAGAAAGCUUAAUCCGACACGAUGACAUUAAUGCAAUAAAUCAUGAUGAACACAAAUACACGGCAUACUAACAUCAAGACAAUCACAGUGAAAUGUGCACACUGAAAAGUGUAAAGGAUGUUUCUUAUAUGUAUCGUUGGAGGGACAUGUUCUGCUAUGUUUAAUAGGAAUAUAUAUAUAGGAUAUCUAUUUUGUAAAUUAAAUGUAAAUUACUUAUUUUGUCUAUAAAGGAUGUUUUGUGUACCAUAUGUUGCUGUCACUACAACUUCUACACUAUUUUCCCUGGUGUAAAAGUUGAAUUCGAAAUUGAGUUGGCAUCACUAUCAUGUCAUAUCCGGCUGCUACUUGCAUAUGUUUUGUAUGUUUAACCCCAUUGUCAUAUGUAAAAGUGCAAAUGUCAAUCAUGCAUUAUCUGUAUGCUUCUUUAUUGUUCCAUUGACCCCACAUUUCAAUUAAAAGUGUUGAAAGAAG